Molecule: messenger RNA, 2314 nt
Organism: Gossypium raimondii (Peruvian cotton)
Lineage: Eukaryota; Viridiplantae; Streptophyta; Magnoliopsida; Malvales; Malvaceae
Product: putative UDP-glucuronate:xylan alpha-glucuronosyltransferase 3
Exons: 4
Coding region: 170-2110 (646 amino acids)
Biological process (GO): xylan biosynthetic process
Molecular function (GO): glycosyltransferase activity
Source: RefSeq, a predicted model, not a curated record
UUUUCAUUUCUCAAAGCGUUGGAUCACACAACAGAACCAGCUCUUUCCUUCUUUUUUUCCCCUAAAAUUUUGAAAAAAAAAAUCAGUAAAGGCUUUAAAUAUCUCAAAGUAUAAACAAAUGAUUAUUAAUUUUUGAGUUUCAGGUGAUCUGAAAGAAAUUAUUCUGAAGAUGAGAGGCCCCUCUCUGAGUCCCAAAGAGCCCCGCCACCGCGCUGCUGCUUCCGCCGCUGAAGAAACAAGCAGAAGAGGGUUCCAAAGGAACAAGGUUUUCAGAAAUGUUGAGAAGGCUCUCCAUGUUCCUAUUCGGUACAGGAACUGGAAUUGCAAGAUAUCUACUUUGAAAGUUGUGCUGGUUAUAAUUUUGGUGGGAUCUCUCAUCACUCUCCUUCGCUCUCCUGCAGUUUACAUUUCAGAUCGUCCAUCCAAUCUUGUAUCUCGCAGGCCCGGUUUUGUAGACAGAUGGAUAAGAGACAGUGUUGCCGCAGAUCCACGUUAUAUAUCAAUGUUGGAUGUAAAUUGGGAUCAAAUCUUGAAUGUCAUUGAGAAACUGACUGACAGGGACGAAUAUCAGGGAAUUGGCUUAUUGAACUUCAAUAAUACUGAAACUGAUCAAUGGAAGCAGCUGUUACCAGAUGCUGAGCAUGUUGUUUUGCAAUUGGACUAUGUGGCAGACAAUGUUACUUGGGAAUCCCUGUUCCCUGAAUGGAUUGAUGAAGAAGAAGAAUUUGAGGUUCCUAAUUGUCCUUCACUACCUAGUCUUCAGUUUCCUGGAAAACCACGGAUUGAUCUUAUUGCUGUUAAGCUUCCUUGCAACAAGGCGGGGAAGUGGUCAAGAGAUGUCACACGUCUACACUUUCAGCUAGCCGCAGCAAGGCUUGCUGCAUCUGCUAAAGGGCUUCACCCAGUGCAUGUGCUUUUUGUGACUGACUGCUUCCCGCUUCCAAAUCUUUUUACAUGCAAGGACCUUGUUGCACGUGAAGGGAGUGCUUGGCUGUAUACACCCAACCUACAUAGGUUAAGAGAAAAGAUUCGACUGCCAGUCGGGUCAUGUGAACUUUCAGUUCCUCUCCAGGCUAAAGGGUCUUUCUAUUCAGAGAGAGCACACCGCGAAGCAUAUGCAACAAUCCUACACUCGGCUCAUGUAUAUGUUUGUGGGGCCAUUACUGCUGCUCAAAGUAUCCGCAUGUCAGGUUCAACCAGGGACCUUGUGAUACUUGUUGAUGACUCAAUCAGUGAUUAUCAUAGAGGUGGCUUGGAAGCUGCUGGGUGGAAAAUUUAUACAAUCCAAAGAAUCAGGAAUCCAAAAGCUGAACCAGAAGCUUAUAAUGAAUGGAAUUACAGCAAGUUCCGUCUUUGGCAGUUGACAGAUUAUGACAAGAUUAUUUUCAUCGAUGCUGACCUUCUUAUACUUAGGAAUAUUGAUUUCUUAUUCGAGAUGCCAGAAAUUUCUGCUAUAGGAAACAAUGCGACGCUCUUCAACUCGGGUGUGAUGGUUGUUGAGCCAUCGAAUUGUACAUUCCAGCUACUAAUGGAUCACAUCAAUGAGAUUGAAUCAUACAAUGGUGGUGAUCAGGGUUAUCUGAAUGAAAUAUUUACUUGGUGGCAUCGGAUUCCAAAACACAUGAACUUCUUGAAGCACUUCUGGGAAGGUGAUGAGGUGGAGAAGAAACAGAUGAAGACUCGCCUCUUUGGAGCCCAUCCACCAAUUCUUUAUGUCAUCCAUUAUCUGGGAAACAAACCAUGGCUAUGCUUCCGGGACUAUGAUUGCAACUGGAAUGUGGACAUUUUGCAGGAGUUUGCUAGUGAUGUUGCUCACAAAACAUGGUGGAAGGUACACGAUGCGAUGCCAGAAAAUUUACAGAAGUACUGUCUACUUCGGUCGAAACAGAAGGCACAGUUAGAGUGGGAUCGGAGGCAAGCUGAGAAAGGUAAUUACACAGAUGGCCAUUGGAAAAUUAAGAUAAAAGACAAGCGUUUAAAGACGUGUUUUGAAGAAUUCUGCUUCUGGGAAAGUAUGCUGUGGCAUUGGGGUGAAAAGAAUUGGACGGAUAAUUCAACUGCUAACCCAUCACCACCUGCUAUAAAGAAGGUAUCUCUCUCUUCAUUAUGAUUUUAUUUUUCCUUUCAUUUUCUCCUACAUAUUUUCUGUGCAGAUCUUAUAGUCAACGGUUUUUUUUAAAGAAAAAAUUAUAGAUUGAGUUCCUCCCAAUGGUUAUCUGGAUAUGUGUACACACCUUAGUUUUGAACCUCUUUGAACAUUCGUUAUUCAAUUUCUUUUGAAAAUGUUUAGCUAUUUCAUUAGUUUUCUGUGGAA